GGAAUUUGGAUUUAACACUAACCUUCCUCAUCCUCCCCUUCUUGCUUCGUCCAAACUCGUAACUUGGAGGCGUCUGGGGCCUUCCACUCCAUCGGCUUCCCCUGCAACCCUAGAAUACCCUAAUUUUGUCUUGAUUGGAAACCCUAGUGACGUGAGAUAGGGCGGUAUCAGGUGGCGAUGGAGGUUUCGCCUGACCGGAAGCCGACGCAUAAUCUGGACUUCACAGGCGUCGUCCUAGAGGACCUCUCGCCCUCGACGUCGUCCCAUCCGCUUCCGUCAGUCGUCACCGCCUUCUUUGCUGUCUCCAAAUCCGGAGUUCCCCAGCUUCGUCUCCACUUGCCUGAAUCAGUCGGAGACAUUCUCUGCUUCGGUCUGUGCAGCUCCCAGCUGGUCAAUCUUGGACCUUUGGAGGCGUUGGUCAUAGUUGAAGAACCAGGAAACAGUGAUGCUAAAGAGAAUCCUUCCUUUUCAAAAGCUUUCAAGCUUGCAUUCAAAACACCCGAGCAACGGAGAGCCUUUGACACAGAAUUUGGACAGUGGAAGCACGGAGUAUCACAUAUGAAAAUUGGGCCUUUGGAAAAUGGAUCUAUAAUUUAUUCUAAAAGUAAAUUUGAUAGCAAAAUCGAGGCUUCUUCUGCCAAAAUGUACUUUCAUUACUACGGCCAGUUGCUGCAUCAACAGAAUAUGCUGCAAGAUUAUGUCCGGACAGGAACCUAUUAUUCCGCAGUAAUUGAAAACAGUAUAGACUUUCAAGAUCGCGUUGUAGUUGAUGUUGGUGCUGGUAGUGGCAUACUUUCACUCUUUGCUGCUCAGGCUGGUGCCAAACAUGUGUAUGCUGUAGAGGCAUCUGAAAUGGCGGAAUAUGCAAGCAGGCUGGUAGCUGGGAAUCCAUCACUUGGGGAUCGCAUAACGGUCAUCAAGGGCAAAAUUGAGGAGGUUGAACUACCUGAGAAAGCAGAUAUUCUUAUAUCAGAGCCCAUGGGCACAUUGCUAGUCAAUGAAAGGAUGUUGGAGACAUAUGUCAUUGCAAGAGAUAGAUUCCUUGUCCCUAAUGGGAAAAUGUUUCCAUCAUUAGGAAGGAUUCAUGUGGCACCUUUUAGUGAUGAAUAUCUUUUUGUUGAAAUUGCAAAUAAGGCUCUUUUCUGGCAGCAACAGAACUUCUAUGGGGUUGAUUUAACUCCUUUAUACGGAUCUGCAUUUCAAGGAUAUUUCUCUCAGCCUGUUGUUGAUGCAUUUGAUCCAAGGCUUUUGGUCUCUCCACCUUCAUUCCACACAUUGAACUUCAGUUCUAUAAAGGAAGAAGAGCUAUAUGAAAUCGACAUUCCACUAAGUUUCGUAGCUUCUGUAGGAACAAGAGUGCAUGGGCUGGCAUGCUGGUUUGAUGUCUUGUUCGAUGGAAGCUCUGUUCAAAGAUGGCUCACAACUGCUCCUGGUUCCCCCACCACCCACUGGUACCAGAUGCGCUGCGUACUCUCCCAGCCUAUGUACGUCAUGGCCGGUCAAGAAAUUACUGGGCGACUCCAGUUGGUAGCCCAUAGUUCUCAGAGCUAUACUAUUCAUUUGACCAUGUCAGUCAAAAUGUGGGGCCCUGCUGCAGAUCAAGGGGGAAUAUUACAGACAUCCACCGGUAAACUUGAGCUUAAGGAACCAUACUACAGGUUGUCUCAACCACAACCUUAUAUACCGCCACAAGAUCAACAGCAACAACAUUUUAUACUCUCACAGGAUGGAAAUCUGAGCAAUUUAUCCUUACAGCAACCACAAAAUUUAGGGAACUUGAUGAACCGGUAAAUUCAAAUCCUGAAACAUGCUCUAUCCAAGCAGCUCACAUCUGUAUAAUAAUGUGUUUCUUUCUCGCUAGUCUUACAUAGCAGAUUCAUCGUGAAAAUGUUCUAUUUAGCAGCAAUUUAUCUUUUGAAAUCAUUAAUAUUUGAGUGAGUUUGUCGGAACCUGUUUUUGGAAAACAUGCUUGGGAGGCAUGGUUUGCCAAGUUCAUGUUUU
This is a messenger RNA of Phalaenopsis equestris, 2001 nucleotides long. RefSeq names its product probable histone-arginine methyltransferase CARM1. Gene Ontology annotation, molecular function: protein-arginine N-methyltransferase activity. The coding region runs from base 178 to 1791 and encodes 537 amino acids. Gene Ontology annotation, biological process: peptidyl-arginine methylation. The record is from RefSeq and is a predicted model, not a curated record. The transcript has 15 exons. NCBI's taxonomy places the organism in Eukaryota, Viridiplantae, Streptophyta, Magnoliopsida, Asparagales, Orchidaceae.